GCAUUGACGAAUGCUAGGAAAAUAGGCAUUGACGAAUGUUAGGAAACCAUUUGUUUCUGUAUGUGCACUAGUCCUAUAUAUAUAGGGAUGAAUGAAUCCACCAUGCAAGGAUAGUUUUCUCAUUUCUCUUAAAGCCUACUUUGUUUUCUUCUUCUUGUGAGAGAGGGAGAGGGGAAGAGAGAAUGGGUAGAGGCAGAGCCCCGUGUUGCGAUAAGACGAAGGUGAGGACGGGUCCAUGGAGCCCGGCUGAGGAUUUGAGGCUUAUGAAUUUCAUUGGGAAACACGGCCACAGUAACUGGCGCGCUCUCCCUAGACAAGCCGGUCUAUUGCGAUGUGGAAAGAGCUGCCGAUUGAGGUGGAUUAAUUACCUAAGACCUGACGUCAAACGAGGCAACUUCACACCAGAUGAAGAAAAUACAAUCAUUCAACUCCAUAAUUCUAUUGGAAACAAGUGGUCCAAGAUCGCGUCUUGUCUGUCGGGAAGAACAGACAACGAGAUCAAGAACGUGUGGAACACACACUUAAAGAAACGAGCCAACAAGAAACCCGAUGGUCAAGAAAAUUCCACCACCACCACUACGAAACUACCUCAACUCUCCAAAGAGUCUCCAUCAUCUUCUUGUAUGUCCAAUCCGAAACAACCGGCCGAGGAGGAGGAGGAGGAGGACGACGACCUCUGGCACGUGCUGGACUCACUGGACCCCAUACAGUUACACCCCACCAAAGAGGAUGGUGGAGGGAAUGAGCUUAUCCAAGAAGUGGAAAUUGGCAAGUGGUUGAGAAUCUUGGAGAAUGAACUUGGACUAGCUGCUCAUCAACCUCAAUCUGCAACUGAUCUUGGAAUCUACAACUCAACCUAUCUACCAAAUUUGGACAGUUUCUCUUUUUAACGACAUUUCUCCUUUGUUUUGGUUGCGCUAAUUUCCAGCCAACGCAAGUUCAAAUUUUAGCCUUUUUUCUAAAUCUAGUUAGGUGACAUACUAUUUAAAGUAAUUCAAGUUGUUGCUUACUAGUCAAGGGGUUUUUUUCCCUUGGACUAAUAUUGUAUUAAUGAUGUUUUGACAAAAGAGAAAUAUUACUAUUCAUGUGUUCA
Messenger RNA from Salvia splendens (bonfire salvia), 1093 nucleotides. RefSeq names its product transcription factor MYB58. The transcript has 3 exons. NCBI's taxonomy places the organism in Eukaryota, Viridiplantae, Streptophyta, Magnoliopsida, Lamiales, Lamiaceae. The record is from RefSeq and is a predicted model, not a curated record. The coding region runs from base 183 to 890 and encodes 235 amino acids.